CAAAUAACAGAUGAUGGUCUCAUUACAAUAUGCAGAGGAUGCCACAAGUUACAAUCCUUGUGUGCUUCAGGCUGCUGUAACAUCACAGACGCCAUCCUGAACGCCCUGGGACAGAACUGCCCACGGCUGAGAAUAUUAGAAGUUGCAAGGUGUUCUCAGCUAACAGACGUGGGCUUUACCACUCUCGCCAGGAACUGCCACGAGCUUGAAAAAAUGGACCUGGAAGAGUGUGUCCAGAUAACAGACAGUACACUAAUCCAGCUUUCCAUACACUGUCCGCGGCUUCAAGUUCUGAGCCUGUCCCACUGUGAGCUGAUCACGGACGACGGGAUUCGCCACUUGGGAAACGGCGCCUGCGCGCACGACCGUUUGGAAGUGAUCGAGCUGGACAACUUUCGUGGUCUGACAAGCCAGACCCAUUUACCCAACAUCAAAGUCCAUGCCUACUUCGCCCCCGUGACUCCACCUCCCUCGGUGGGGGGCAGCCGACAACGCUUCUGCAGAUGUUGCAUCAUCCUAUGA
Molecule: messenger RNA, 522 nt
Organism: Eurypyga helias (sunbittern)
Lineage: Eukaryota; Metazoa; Chordata; Aves; Eurypygiformes; Eurypygidae
Product: F-box/LRR-repeat protein 20-like
Exons: 7
Biological process (GO): SCF-dependent proteasomal ubiquitin-dependent protein catabolic process
Cellular component (GO): SCF ubiquitin ligase complex
Molecular function (GO): protein binding
Source: RefSeq, a predicted model, not a curated record